AUGGCCGAACCCAGGCUGGGCUCCCUCGGCGGCGAAUCCUUCGCCAAAUGCACCGGUGGCGCCGAGUGCGAGCGAUGCCGCAGCAAAAGCCUGAACUGCAUCUACGACGACACUCUUACCAGCAGCACCAGUACCACCACCACCAACACUACCAACACUACCAAUACCACCAACACCACCAGAAGUCCCUCCGCCAGCUCUCCCGUGCUAGACCGCCACUCCUCUGUCGGCCCUUCGUCUCAUCCUCCUUCGUAUCCUCUCUCGCCUUCUCAUUCUCAUUCCUCCUACGCUCUGCCAAAAUGGCUGACAUCCCGAGAUCUGCCUUCGACCGACCUUGUCGUCGAGCUGAUCGACCUCUACUUUGCCCACAUCCACAAUGUUCGCUGCUUGGGCUUCUUGCAUAUCCCCAGCUUCAUGGAACGCUUCACACGCACAAACCAGGAUUCUCCUGCCGCCGAGCCAUCGCCUUCCCACUCGGGACUUGUCCACAUCAUGUGCGCGUUGGCCGCUCCGUUCUAUUAUGCGAAGUUGGUCACGGGUGCCGCGAGUGCCAACGACCAGGGGGACCUCGACCUCGUCCGCGUCGAGUCCGGCAUCCGCUUCUUCGAUGCCGGGAGAGGUUGGGCCGACGUUGCUGCGCAGGCUGUGUCAUCGAACUGUAGCGGCCUAGGAAGCGAGGCUCUCAUGAUACAGAUAUUGCUCCACGAAUACUAUUUGCGCACUGGCGACUAUGUAAAAGGCUUCCUCAUCUCAGGCACCAUCGCCCGGCACUUGCAAUUGUUGCAAAUCAACAUCGAGCAUAACCACGAUGUUCACCCCAUACCCCAACAGAACAAGACCUUUGGGGCCGUCCAAGAAAGUCGACGACGGCUUAUGUGGGCCUGUUAUCUCCUCGAUGCCUUCAUCGAGUGUGGUGUCGACCAGCUUCGCUUCGUCUCGACAGAUGAUAUCCAAGUCCAAUUGCCCUGCUCGGAAGAUCUAUUUGUCAGAAAUAUCCCCUGCAUUACCGAAAUGCUGACUCCGGGCAAGCUGCUCCCCUUGGUUGAUCAUUCACAGGGCACUGCUGCUGCCCACAACCUCGACCUACGCGCCUAUUAUAUCCGGGUCGUGGCCGUGCGCUCCAAGAUCCUGCGCUACGUCAAACAUCUACAAGGCGAAAUACCCUGGGAACAGGGUGAAGCCUCGCGCUUCUAUAUUCUGGACAGAGAACUUCGCGAACUGGAGGAUUCUAUCCCGGACAGCCUAAAAAUGUCCCCGGAAAACACCUACGUGUUCAAAGCCUACGGUCGAUUGAACCUGUAUUUCGGGCUGCACAUCCUCCUUGCCCAGACCUACAACGAUUUGUAUCGCAUUGGUGUUUCACAGUUGGUGUUUCCCAACAGCGCCACCAAAUGGAUCCGAGAAAAUGCUCCCAGGGACUUUAUCAGGCGAUCUCACCGCAUGUGCGCCACCAAGGCCAUGCAUGCCGGCUCUCUCCUGAAGGACUUGUGGCACUGCCACAAGCCGAGUCUCGUCGAUCUCCCAUAUCUGCAACACGCGCAGAUCUCCAGCAGUGUGCUGGUCACCAGUCUUGCCUCGUGGGCCGAGCCCGAGCCUCUGUCUCCUGAAAUCUCUCCUCGUGACUAUCGUGAGAUCCUAGAAAGCAACGUCCAAAUCCUCCAGUACCUCCAGCGGUACCUCAAGGCCAACAUGUACUACGAGUCAGCCAACCAGGCGCUGAAACGCUUCGACCGACUGCUCUCACGCGAGACAACUUGGCACGGUUGGAGCAAUAGCAAUACAUCGUCACUAGACCCCAGUACCGUCACCAACGACAGAAGCGACAACCCCCCGCAGUUCUCUCUCGAGUACAUUCUCAACCCGCUCGGCACGUACCCGAUGGCGCGGAAGGAAGUCGACGAUGGCCAACGGAUCGACCGACCCGCGCCUGAGAAUACUACCGCGCCCGAAUCCGCCACUGUCUUCAAUCUUGAGUCGGCUGUUGCAGAUACUCUGUACCCUGAUGGCGCGAGGGAUCCUGACGACAUGUUAUUGACUCACCACUCGUUGGACUGGGGUUCCGAGUUCACCAUCAUGGAUGGCAUCGGAUAUCCGACAUUUCUGGACCAGUUUCUGCGAGAAAAUGCUAGUCUCAAUCUUAAUCCCGACUAUCACCAUUGGCCAUUCGAGUGA
Molecule: messenger RNA, 2172 nt
Organism: Capronia epimyces CBS 606.96
Lineage: Eukaryota; Fungi; Ascomycota; Eurotiomycetes; Chaetothyriales; Herpotrichiellaceae
Exons: 2
Coding region: 1-2172 (723 amino acids)
Biological process (GO): DNA-templated transcription
Cellular component (GO): nucleus
Molecular function (GO): DNA binding; zinc ion binding
Source: RefSeq, a predicted model, not a curated record